Messenger RNA from Dioscorea cayenensis subsp. rotundata (Guinea yam), 4409 nucleotides. RefSeq lists its product as uncharacterized. The transcript has 8 exons. Lineage: Eukaryota; Viridiplantae; Streptophyta; Magnoliopsida; Dioscoreales; Dioscoreaceae. The coding region runs from base 258 to 4091 and encodes 1277 amino acids. The record is from RefSeq and is a predicted model, not a curated record.
UUAUUUUUUGUUAUCAGUCCUCUCAAGCUCGCGGCACCAACCCCGCGAGCGCGGUCCUUUUCCAUCACAGCUUGGGAGCUAGAAAACCACUUCCUCUGGUUUCCCGUCUUUGUCUCUCGGUUUUCGCGCAGAUCGCUGGGAUUUGCAGCCAUUUUCGGAGCAUCGCUGGCGAUUUUGAUCGGAAUUGGAAGGUGGAUCAGCGCUUGAGUGGCUUUCGGAGAGCCAUCAGCUGGAUUUUCAAGGUUCUGCUUUCAAGGAUGUCUUCGAAUUAUAACAUUAUGAUGAGAUUAAUGUGUCAGAAACAGAUCCAACCAAAAAUGCCGUGUGGCUCUGGCAGGAUCAUCAAGAAUGUUGACAACGGUACAAAUUGGAGACGCCAUUCUCCGUCAAAGAGAUCGUUAGAUCACAGUAAUCAUAAAUAUUCUUUAAAGGAAUCUGAGGUGUCUGCACUUGUCUUAAGGAACCCAGACGGGAGGUGCAUUUAUUUCACACUGGUUGCUUUUGGACUUAAUGGGCCCCUGAAUUUUCUGGCCCCAUUUCUUCUACCAGUGCAAGGAUCUGAUAAAACAUACAAUUUGGAAUCUGGAGCUCAGCCAGAUGCGGGAAGUCUUGAGUCUUCAUCUCCACCACUUGCGGUUAGUUUUCACGUUGACCUGCAGAAAGAGCAGAAUAUGUCUGAAUGCAAAAGUUCUGUGCAGUCAUUGUUAGGCCAAAACUUGAGGCCAAAAACUACAGGGGAAUUUCGCAAAAGGAAUAAACGAACUAAAUCUGUGAGAAAUUCUUCUUCUAAUACUUCGGGUAACUGUUUAUCUCCAGAGAAUUCUUCAGGUGCAUUUUGUGAUGGUGCAAGUGCAGUUUGUUCGGAUAUUUUACUCCCUGAUGUUUCCAAGGCGAUCAAGCCGGUCAAAAAGAAUUCAAGAAAGAAAGGAAAAAAGAAAGGGAAGCACUCCAAACAAUAUAUUCACAGGAAGGCCUCCACCCAUGUGGAAACUCAAUGUGUGGAAGAUGUGUGUGCUGCAUCUGUUUCUGAAGCCUCUGGCCGCAGUAGUCAUUCGUCAGAGACGAACUUGUCUGAGAAUUCAUUUUCCUCUAGCUUGUACAUUGAAGAUAUUAAUAUGGAGAAAGAUGAUGGUGCAGAAAAUAAUAUUGACCUGAGAAAUAGCAUAACAACUGUGGUGGAAGGAAGAACUUGUGGCACUGAAAUGAAAGACUGUGAAGUCCCUCUGCUUGUGAGAUCUGACAAUGAAGACUUCAGUUGCACCCAAUCUUGUACAGAUGAAGAUUCCAUUUUAAUGAGGAGGUCAAGUGUGACCGAGUCUCCAGAAACUCCUCUGUCCUUAUGUGAUGAGAAUACUUCAAAAGAGCAUCUCAAAGGAAAAAGUUCAUAUGGUGUUGCUUCUAGCACUUCUAUGGAUCCGCAUAUUGCUCCAGUGACUGAUGUUUCUCUGGAUGGUUGGAAAAGUGACAUUAGUGAAAAUUGUAUUGAUGAUAUUGAAGUACAAACACCUGUUAAGCAUGAAAAUACAGUCAAUUCUUCAACACGUAAUUUGGUUUCAGACUGUAGGAUUAAUGGUUCAUUAUUUCAGAAUUUGAAUGUGGAUUUAUGUGAAAUGAGCAGUGAUGGUUCAAAUGACAUUCUUGAUGUUCGAAGUGGUUCUGAAAGAGCUCAACAUAGCAGUGAAGCUUGUCACAGCAAUGACUUUGUUCUUGUUGAUAAAAAAAGAAGGCUAGCUCGGAAAAUGGACAAAAAAUUGAAUGGGGUAAGUGAGUUUGGCGGUUCAAAAAUACAUGGCCGGUCUGGAAAGGAUAAUAAUCACCGUGUCUGGCAGAAGGUCCAGAAGAAUGAUGGCAAGUCCUUUUUAAUGAAAUCAAAUGAAUUCUCUCCUCUGGUUAAUUUUGCAUUGAAAAGAUCAGAAACGAAGGGGCUACUUGAUACUCCUUUGGCUUCAGAGCAGAAUAAUGUACAAAAGGCAAGCAUUUCUGCUGGUUUAGAUGAAAUGCCUGUGCAAAGUUAUUUGAUGAAAGCAGCUUCUAAUGUGGAUUCAAGUGAUCAUCCAUCCAAAUCUACCAGUGCAGGUCUUGUGGAUGCUACAAACAGGAAAUCUGGUUUGGUCUCUAAACAAACAAAUCACUCACCAAGAAAAGGCUCCAAUACAUUUAGGACUAGCAUGGUGGGGCAUUCUGUAAUUCGUAUUCAGCAAAAAGAAGGGUUGGAAAGCCCCAGACAGGUGAACCAAAACAAACUCAUGAACAUUGGUUUGGUUUCGCCUGGUAACACUGAAAUUCAGAGUCUCUUUGUUACCCCUCCUGAUGAACUUGAAUGCCAUCCCUCAAAACAACUGCAGAAAAACCAGAUUCUCAUGGAUGAAACAAAAUACGCAGAAGACGUUGGUAGGCUCGUAUAUGAGAAUGAUGAUAAGGAUUCUUCAUUUGACGAGGAUAAUCGGAUUUUUCGAUUGCCAAAAAUGGGAGAUGCCUCGCAUGUGCCACAAUCUGAAGUUUAUCAUGACAGUAGCUUUGCCAUAAUGACAGGAGAUGUGCCAGAUGUCAGUUCAGUUAUUUCAAACAGUAAAUCAGAAAAAUGUGCAAAAUCUGAAAUGGGGAAUUGUCAUGAAGAGUAUAUCAAGAAGAGUUCCAGUAUUGGACCUCUCUCUCAAAAGUGGGUUCCUCUCGGGAGUAAACAUCCAGUGGUGUUUAAGGAUAACCAUGGUAAUAGUCUGGUUUCUUCUUUUACUGAUUCUACUCUGGCUGCAAGUGGUUUGCAAGGCUUGAACCAAAUUGUUGAAGAUGCAGAUUGUACAUUAAAUGAAGCUGACAACUGUACAAGCAAUUUUAGAUGCCCUGCUGAUGUAGAUGGAGAGCUUGCUUGUGUUUCUGCUGUUACUGAUCAACAUGUAACCGAUGAAGUAAUGGACAAGUGCGUUUCUGAAUUUCGUACGGAUUUAAACAUGAUUGUUAAGGCUGUUAAUGAUUCUUAUAAAUCGCAAAUAGUGUCUGAAAAUGUUCAGCUUGUUUAUGGUAGUCCGAUUGCUGAAUUUGAGAGUUUUCUUCAUUUUGCCUCUCCUGUUCUCACUCAAACUGAUUACAUUAGAAGUUGCAAGGUUGGCCCUCAAAAACAACUGCCAUGUGAAGUUUUAUGUCCGUCCCAAACUCCUCGCAUAUCUCUGGGAAGUCUCUGGCAGUGGUAUGAAAAACCUGGUAGUUAUGGAUUGGAAGUUAAGGUAGGUGCCUAUAAUAACUUAAAGAGGUGCCAGAGCCAUUAUGGAUUUCGUGCAUACUUUGUGCCGUAUCUUUCAGCUGUGCAAUUAUUUGGCCGGCGUAGUAGUUCUUUAUGCAGAACUAAUGAAAGCCUUAAGGUGAUGGAAACAUCUGGGAUGCAUGAAUCAACUUCCCCCUCUUUAGGCUCUCUUCCUAUCUUCUCAAAACUUUGUCCCCGGCCGCGCAAAGUAGCAGAUACAUUCAUGUCAGAAUCAGCAUCUUCUUGCAAAGAGGAAUUCUGCAACCAAACAGCUAAAAGUACUCAUUUUAGUGACGGUGAACUGAUAUUUGAAUAUUUUGAAUCUGGCCAACCACAACAGCGAAGACCAUUGAAUGAAAAGAUUAAGGAGUUGGUUGAAGGUAACGACGCAUCUAAUUGCCAAAUAUUCGGCGAUCCAGCAUAUCUGGAGCACCUAAACCUGCAUGAGCUCCACCCUGCUUCUUGGUAUUCUGUGGCAUGGUACCCUAUCUAUAGGAUUCCUGAUGGCAAUUUACGUGCAGCAUUUUUGACUUAUCACUCCCUUGGCCAUUUUACACGAAGAAGGACCUCAUUGAACACAUCUUGUGGUGCUACUUCUUUGGUUUCUCCGGUUGUGGGCCUGCAAAGUUACAACACUAAGGGAGAGUGCUGGUUUCAGCCGAAACAAUUUAAACAACAGGCAACUCAAACUGAGGGAGUUGAUAUAUCACAUCCUUCCGGCAUUCUGAAAGAGAGGUUAAGGACACUAGAACAAACUGCUUCAGUGAUGGCACGAGCUUCGGUUCAGAAGGACGGUCGGAGAUCUGCAAACAGGCAACCAGAUUAUGAGUUCUUCGUCUCAAGGAAGUGGUAGAUUUCUUUCCUCUUUGCCAAAAUUUCUUUUCGACAAAACCGACCUCCCUCCAAUGACACGUUUAAGAUGUAGAACUAACCCAGAGAAGCUCCUUUUUUUUCUCAAGGCAGGUAUCUAGGAAAACUGAAAUAGGAACUGCAAAUUACUGAUUUGCUUUUAAUCCUUUUCCAUUGUAAAUUAUAUGUUUAUGUAUUGGCUUUGCAAGUGUUUGAGCCCAACUUAAUAUGCUGCCGUUUUGUGAUCUGGUUUUUGGCCUUGUCAGCAAUGUUGUUUGUGCCUAAUAGUUUUGCUCAAUUAAUUAAUUUUUUUUUAAACUAA